AUGGCCACGAAAGCGGCCUUCAAACGGCUCACCCGUGAAUACCAAAAUAUCCAAAAGGAUCCCACGCCAUUUAUUGUGACCCAUCCAUCUGAGACCAACAUCCUUGAAUGGCAUUACAUCCUCACUGGACCUCCGGGGACUCCUUAUGAGAAUGGACAGUACUGGGGUACAUUGAUCUUUCCGCCGGAGUACCCAUUUGCUCCUCCCGCCAUCCGCAUGCACACACCCAGUGGCCGAUUCCAGCCCUCCACUCGACUCUGUCUAAGCAUCAGUGACUUCCACCCGAAAUCCUUCAACCCCGCCUGGGAAGUCUCGACCAUUCUCAUCGGUCUUCUCUCUUUCAUGACCAGUGAAGAAAUGACCACGGGAAGUGUCAGUGGUUCAGAAAGUGAGCGCAGAGUGCUUGCCGCGCGAUCUCGGUGGUGGAACUCGACCGGAGGAGGUUCUCAUGUCAGCGCCACUGCCGGCGUCACUCGAACUUCCAAGGGUAUCAACAAUGUCAAGGCGGGAGAUGGUGGCUUGAAGUUCCGCACAGAAUGGCCUGAACUCGACCAGGAAAACUGGGCUUGGAUGAAAGAGCAUCGCAUCGAUUCCGCCACCGGCCAGAUUUUGCCAGAUCCCAAUGCGCCCACCAAGUGUUCCCCAGAGACAAGUGCUUUACGUCGACGACCCAACGGCAGUGCUCCUGGAAUCGGUUCUGUUGUGGAUGGUGGACACGUUGCGAGAGAGGCUGGUCAAGGCUGGGCCGGACGAAACCGAAUCUGGAUAUGUGUUGCUGUCUUCUUUGGCUAUGCACUGAUCUCACGACUGUUGAGUGAUAUGCGAGCAUGA
This is a messenger RNA of Penicillium egyptiacum, 831 nucleotides long. The record is from the annotation of a GenBank genome assembly. NCBI's taxonomy places the organism in Eukaryota, Fungi, Ascomycota, Eurotiomycetes, Eurotiales, Aspergillaceae.